GAGAAGAGCCUGCAGUUCGUGCAGCAGCAGCACGCCGACACCCUGCUGAGCCUGCACGCCGAGGUGGAGCGGCUGCGCAGGGACAACCGCGAUCUUCACUAUAAACUCAUAAUGAAUCAGAAGCUGCAACGGAAAGGUGUGACUUCUACCAAUUCCCAUUUUCCCAAGUCCGGCUCAGGCACGGUGCUGGCAGGUGGUUCCAUGUCCAGAGUUAAACACUCACUUUGCUGCCCAAAGAGACAAGAGUUGGGGGAGUCCCGAGAAGAGGAGCGAGGCCCCAGCAUCAGGACGGAGAAAGGCCUGGCUGGAGCAGAAGUGGAAGUCUCCGCCUCCAGGCUGGUCCCCAUGAUGCCCUGCCAGCCCCAGUUCAAGCACGUGGUGGGGGUCUCGUCGUCUCUGAAGCUGCCCCCUCACAUGCGGAAGCUGUCCACCCUUCAGCAGUGUGAGCUGGUCAUCCGGCAGCUGUGGAACGCCAACCAUCUGCAGGCCCAAGAGCUGCAGCACCUGAAAUCUGUCCUGGAAGACGGCGGCAGACAGACUGGGGACAGCCUUCUGGGCGGCCCGUCGAAUCCCAAGCCUCAGGAGGGCAUGCAGUUUCCCAAAGUUGCUGAUAAGAAUGCAGCCAAAAAAUGUUUGAUCCUGGCUCCGUUACCCGGAGCAGAGCGAGCCGUCUUGCCGGCCCUCAAGCAAACGUUAAGAAACAGCUUUGCCGAGAGACAGAAGAAAAUGCAGGCCAUCCAGAGCCGCCGUCUCCACCGGACGGUCCUGUAACCGGCACCAGCCUGGUUCCGCCUGGGGGCCGGGCCGGGGGCACGUGCCUUCUGAGGAAGGUCCCACCACAGGCCAGAGGCAGCGACCCACCCGGAACUCCCCCCUCGACCUCGCACCCUCCUUAAAGACGCUCCAGACACCAGCUGUAACCCUCCCCAGGCCAUGGCCGGCCUCUGGGCCCGAGUGCGGCCACACUAUUCUCCCCCAAUACACACGAAUACAAAAAUGAAUUAUGAAACUAUUUCCCUGCCAGCUAGACAUUGUUGCAAUAAAUCUACAUUCCUUGUAGUCGUGGCGGUGCUGUUUGAGGAGGAGCCCCGCGCACGAGGCCCCCCCAGCCCGCCAGGAGCCCCGGACCGAGGCCCAGACCGGUUCCGUAGUUCGGCUUUAGGGGGUCACUUGGGGAAGAACCGUCGGCUCGUCUUCAGAGCCCUCCGAGCCUCGGCCUCGCGGACCCCCUUAACGGGGUCUUCGCCCUUUUCCCCUUCCCAACGGGACGGCACGAUCCCGAGGGACGGGGCCGA
This is a messenger RNA of Gracilinanus agilis (Agile Gracile Mouse Opossum), 1295 nucleotides long. Its product is annotated as coiled-coil domain-containing protein 74B-like. The transcript is spliced from 8 exons. The annotation marks the transcript as partial. The record is from RefSeq and is a predicted model, not a curated record. Lineage: Eukaryota; Metazoa; Chordata; Mammalia; Didelphimorphia; Didelphidae.